ACUACACUUGGGUUUGCACUGUGCUAUUUUGUUACAAUGUCGAGCGUAUACUACGAAGAUUCACCUGUCGAGGAGCAACUCCUCCUUCCAUAUACUCACAUCAGACAAAUACCAAGCAAAGAGAUGCGCAAGCGUAUCCAAAGUUCGUUCAACCAUUGGCUGCGCGUCCCCAAGGAUAAGUUCGAUGAAAUAGUCGACAUUACUGAGAUGUUACACGUGUGUUCCCUUAUCGCGGAUGACAUCCAAGAUGACACCCAAUGUCGGCGCGGUAUACCAUCAGCUCACGUGGUUUACGGCGUUCCGCUCGCCAUCAACUCUUUCACUAUUGUGUUGAUGAAGAUUCUAGAACGUUGCAUGCGGCUGCAUCCAAAGGCUGCCUUGAUUUAUCGGGAACAAGUUUUGAUGAUGUUCAGGGGGCAAGGAGAGGAGGUAUACUGGCGAGACAAUUUUGUCUGUCCUAAAGAAGAGCAUUACAAGAGGAUGCUGACGAAAAAAACUGCUGGCGUUUUCCUUUUCUGCUACCGUGCAUUGCAGCUGUUCAGUGAAGAGAAGAUAGAUUACACUGACUUCGUGAUAAAGCUAGGCUUCUAUUUUCAAUUGAGAGAUGAUUACUGCAACAUCUGUCAGCAAAAGGGAUUAGAAGAAAUGUCACAACUAACCAAUGAGAACUCUAGAGAUUUCUAUGACGAUCUAACAGAGGGCAAGUUUACGCUGCCGAUUAUUUAUGCUACCAGAACUUCGAAGGCGGACACUGUAUUGAAUAUACUUAGGCAAAAAACUCGCGACAUUACGCUGAAAAAGUACUUCGUGAGUCUGUUGGAAGAAUGUGGCGGUCUGCAGUACACGCGGGAAAUCAUGAAGGACCUCGACUCCAGCUUGCGAGAUGAGAUUAAGAAGUUUGGUGGUAAUCCAGCCCUAAUUGCCGUUAUGGACGAGAUGCUCAGCUGGCAGAACUCAUAGAUAAUGUUGCAUAUAUCAAUAUAACACAAUAAUAUGAUUUAUUAUUCUGAUACAUGAAUGGUUAAUAAAAUUGUUAAGUAAAAUCCGACCUGGUACCUGGUAGGGAUCCAGAAACACUGUAUAAAUUAUAUAAAACAUGUUAUUAUAAAGUUAUAUUAAAAUUGUUAAUUGUGUGGGUUUAAAUAAAAUUAAUAAAAUA
Molecule: messenger RNA, 1159 nt
Organism: Leptidea sinapis
Lineage: Eukaryota; Metazoa; Arthropoda; Insecta; Lepidoptera; Pieridae
Product: terpene synthase-like
Exons: 9
Coding region: 37-960 (307 amino acids)
Biological process (GO): isoprenoid biosynthetic process
Molecular function (GO): prenyltransferase activity
Source: RefSeq, a predicted model, not a curated record